AUGGGGGUGUCGCCGAAAAUAGCACCGUCGAUGGUGUCAUCGGACUUUGCAAAUCUGGCGGCGGAGGCCAAGCGGAUGAUCGAUUUGGGGGCCAACUGGCUUCACAUGGACAUAAUGGUUGGGCAUUUUGUCCCGAAUCUCACGAUUGGUGCUCCUGUCAUCCAGAGUUUGAGAAAGCACACCGAUGCAUAUCUCGAUUGCCACCUCAUGGUGACGAACCCCAUGGAUUACGUCCAACACAUGGCUACAGCUGGGGCCUCUGGUUUCACCUUCCACGUCGAGGUUGCCAAAGAGAAUUGGCAAGAACUUGUGAGCAAGAUUAAGUCUGCAGGGAUGAGGCCAGGUGUGGCUCUAAAGCCUGGAACACCUGUUGAACAUGUCUAUCCUCUGGUUGAAGGGACAAGUCCGGUUGAAAUGGUUCUUGUGAUGACCGUUGAGCCUGGAUUUGGGGGACAGAAGUUCAUGCCUGACAUGAUGGACAAGGUGAGGGCUUUGAGGGACAAGUACCCAUCACUUGAUAUUCAGGUGGACGGCGGCUUAGGCCCUUUGGCCAUCGAUGCUGCGGCUGCAGCAGGGGCCAACUGUAUCGUCGCCGGAAGUUCAGUGUUCGGAGCUCCGGAGCCAGGGGAUGUCAUCUCCCUUUUGCGGACCACUGUUGAGAAAGCCCAACCCACUUGGGCCUUGAGGGAGUGA
This is a messenger RNA of Microthlaspi erraticum, 693 nucleotides long. NCBI's taxonomy places the organism in Eukaryota, Viridiplantae, Streptophyta, Magnoliopsida, Brassicales, Brassicaceae. The record is from the annotation of a GenBank genome assembly.